AUGGCCGCCACCACCUUUCUGCCCGCCCUCAAAUCGGCGCCGCACACCUUCCUCCAACCAACUCUCCCCCUCUAUACCGAUGCCGUCGCAUACCUCAAAAACAUCCUCGAUCCACUCGCUGAGGACAUCAGCACUGAACAGCAACAACGCCUCAAAGAAUCACGCAAAAAACGGAAGAGAGGUCAAGCCGGCGACGAGGCAGUCCUACGCCUCAAGAAAAUUCACACGGAUGGCUUCGGUGUCGAACAAGUCUGGGAACAGGCGAGGAGAGUAAUUGAUGCCGCAACGGAUGAGGUUGAGCAGGAAUAUGAGAAGCUACAGGCGCAACGACGACUGCAAGAGAAAGAAGCCGAAUUCGAAGAUGCGCAAUCAGAGCAAGAGGACGAUGACGAGGCUCUGGGCGAGGAGGGCGUAGACUUUGAAGUCGAGGGCGUCGACGAUGGCGAUCAGGAGUACCAUUCGGAUAGCGAUGACGAGGAAGCAGCGGAGGAUGAGCUCGACUUGGACGGCGAUAUGCAUGAUGACUUUGACGAGAUGGCCGAAGAUGAGGAGGGCGCCUCGGAAGAAGAAGAACCAGCUGCCGAGUUCGUGGCAGAUAAGUUUGGUCUCAACGAUGGUUUCUUCUCCAUCGACGAGUUCAACAAGCAGUCCGAGUUUCUGGAACAGCAGGACGUGAGGGGUGAGGAGGAUGUGGGCGAGGAUGACGAGGAGAUUGACUUCGACGCGGAUCCAGGAGCGCAGGCCUCGGCAGGGGCGAGUGGCAGCGCAGAAGUGGAUGACGAGGAGAGUGAGGACGAAGAAGAUGGACCUACCUUUGGCGACCCUGACGCAGAGAGUGAGGACGAAGACGACGAUGGCGAGGGUGUCGGAGAUAUGGACGCGAUAGGAGGCAUGGGCAACACCAACAGCGUCAUGUACGCCGACUUCUUCGCCCCACCUGCACAGAAGAAGCGCAAGAACAAGAAAGGACGACCGAACCCGCACAAUUUCCCGGAAGCAUCCAACACUGAUGGUGCAGCUCAAGAUGAUUCGGCAGAACCAGAAGAGAUGCAACGCACAAUGGAUGCAGUACAUCGGGACCUGUUUGAAGAAUCUGACGAGGAGGAGGAAGAAGACCAGCCCGAGGAGCUGGAUCCAGCUGACCCUCGUUCUCGCCGGUCAGCCCACGAACGCCGCAAGCUGCAGCUGCAAGAAGAAAUCCGCAAACUGGAAGCCGCCAAUGUAGCAAAAAGAGACUGGCAAUUGUCUGGUGAAGCCCGUGCAGCCGAUCGGCCGGUCAAUGCUCUCCUCGAAGAAGACCUGGAUUUCGAAAGAGCCGGCAAACCGGUACCAGUCAUCACUGCCGAAGUCAGUGAAGACAUUGAAAGUCUGAUCAAACGCCGCAUCCUCGCCUUUGACUUCCAGGACAUACUCAAGCGUCGCCCUGAUGAUCUUGCGACAGGAAGUGGCAAACGUGGCAAGCUCGAUUUCGAACUAGACAACACCAAGAGUAAAAAGAGUUUGGCAGAAGAGUACGAAGAGGAGUACUCGCGUCGUACCGACCCCAAUUUCGUGGAGGUCAAGGACGAAAAAUUCGCAAAAGAGCAAAAGGAGAUUGAGACACUGUGGAAAGAAGUCUGUGGACAGCUCGACAGUCUGUCAUCGUGGAACUUCCGACCCAAAGCUGCAGCUCCACAAAUGGACAUUCGCGUGGACGCGCCCGCCAUCACGAUGGAAGACGCUCGUCCCUCUGCAGGUGGCGAGAUUGCGGGCGCCAGUCAAUUGGCGCCUCAAGAGAUUUACAAAGGCGGCGAGGGCAGCAAGACUGACAAGUCUGAAGUGGUAGGCAAGUCCGGCCUUCCUGCUGGAAGAGAGGAAUUGGACAAAGACGAGAGGAAGAGGAGAAGAAGACGUGAGAAGGAGAGAAUUCGAAAAGCGACAGGGAACCCUCAGAGCACCACGAAUGGCAAGCCCACGGAGAGUAGAGCGAAGAAGGAGAAGAAGAGUAUGCUAGGAGAUCUCAAAAAGGGUGGAGUCAAGGUCAUUUCGAAUAAGGGAGUCGUGACUGAUGUGGAAGGAAACGAGGCACGGAAUACCAGUGGGGGGCAAGGCGCUGGUCGAUUUAAAUUGUGA
Sphaerulina musiva SO2202 is the source of this 2112-nucleotide messenger RNA. Its product is annotated as Mpp10 protein. Gene Ontology annotation, biological process: rRNA processing. Gene Ontology annotation, cellular component: small-subunit processome; Mpp10 complex; nucleus. Bases 1 to 2112 code for a protein of 703 amino acids. NCBI's taxonomy places the organism in Eukaryota, Fungi, Ascomycota, Dothideomycetes, Mycosphaerellales, Mycosphaerellaceae. The record is from RefSeq and is a predicted model, not a curated record. The transcript has a single exon.